UGUGGUCCUGUGACGCCCCCUGGCGUAAGAUUCGGGCAGGUCCCCUCCUCCGAGCCCUGCCUCCUGUAGACGGAGUGCAGUCUUACUUGGGGGAGCAGACCUACCGGAGCUCGCGUUUCCAGGGCUGCGCGGGGCGCCAGGUUCUUCGCCGCACUCAGACCUCUCCGCUUCCUCGGUUCCCGUCGCCGUCCGGGCCGCAUCGCCAGCGCUGUCCCCUGGAGCCUGCCUGCCCGGCGGUUUCUGGGGGUGGCUUGGGGAGGGACGACGGUGAGGAUUAACACUUGACAAUGAGCGAAAGGUCUGGCCAAGAGGAGGGGAACCUGAUGCCCGUGUGCGAUGGCGGUGGCCAGGACACCGUGUCGGACACUGGUGGUUUGUGGCAGCGGAGGCUUGUGUCUGAGCACCCAGCUGAGGGCGUGAUGACAGUCAGAGACCCUGGCCGAGACCUCUGUCCUGCAGCAGCGGUGCAGGAAGGACCCUCAGGGAUCCGGGAUGUCAGUGGGAUUGGAUUCCGACGGCGUGGGCGGGCCACACGCAGGAGGUACAGGAAUGAGGCUGGCCAGUUCAUCUCCAUGGUGACCUUCUUUGAGGCUCAGGGAGCAACCUCGGGGGCCCAGGAUGCCCGUGGGCAGGGCACCUGCCGACGAGGGCGGCCCCCGCGGAAGUACCGCAAGAGGAAAGUGGCCAUCACCGCAGAGGUGACCCUGUUUGAGAUGGUUGCCCUGGGGAAGAACUCUGUGCAGACGGCUGUCGAGGAGUGGGUCCAGUCUUACAAGGAGGACAGGGAGCUGGCCCUGCUGGACCUCAUCAGCUUCUUCGUCCAGUGCUGUGGCUGUGAAGGGAUGGUGACGGCCGAGCUGUACCAGACCAACCAAGGCAACAGUGUGGUUCACAAGAUGACCGAGAAGUUUGACCAGGAGACCGGGCUGUACUACAAGAAGUUUCUGGCAUACCCGUGGAUCCUGACCAUCAUGUGGCCAGAGAAACUGCAAAAUGACUUCUACCCCAUCGUGGGCCCGGGGCCCUUCUGGAAAAGGUUCAGGGUCAACUUCUGCGAGUUCACGGAGCUGCUGGUGCAACAGACACACUCUUCGGUGCUGUGUGACGGACACCUCAUGGACACGGUCAUCUGCAUGCUUAGUGGCCUCACCAACUCGGCCGUGCACAGCCUGCGGCACACCAGCUCCCUGGCAGCCAUGAAGCUGCUGACAGCGCUGGCCAGCGUGAACCAGGGCACCUGCACGAACAGGCGCAGGUCCCAGCGGCUGUGCCAGGUGGAGAACAUCGCCAAACUCAAGGGCAAACACAAGUACUGCAUGGAAGUACUGGACCAGCGCAGACAGCAGAGCAAGCCCGUGGCCAUCGACAACAUCAUCUGCGCGCUCUUUAAGAGGACGUUCGUGCCCCGCUUACCGCCCCGUGUCGACACGCGCACCCUGCCGCGUGGGCGACACGGCCUGGCCGUCCCACUGACACUCUGGCUUCGCUUUCGCAGCGACAUCAGCUCGGACAUCCGAGUGAUCUGCGUGGCGGAGCUCGGAUGCUGGAUCAAGCUCUACCCGGACCUGUUCCUGGACAACAACUACUUGAAGUACAUCGGCUGGAUGCUGUAUGACAAGGACGCCAGCGUGCGGAUGAAGUGCAUCCUGGCGCUGAAGGCGCUCUACGAGAAGAGAGAGUCGGCUAUGAAGCUGGGCCUUUUCUUCCACAAGUUCAAGAAACGAAUCCUGUCGAUGACCCAGGACAGGCAGCCGGAGAUCACGUCCGAGUGCAUGCAGCUCCUGCGGCUUAUAUCCGAGCACUACGUGGGCGUGUUCUCAUCCAUGGAGUACGUCUUCUUGUUCCAGUUCGUGUACGCGGCCUACAGGCCCAUGGCGACCGCCGCGGGCGAGCUCAUCUGUAAGAGGCUCCUGGCCCCUCCGCCCCAAGAAGGUUUCUUUGGUCAAAACCCUCCCGACGAGUUUGACAGAAACAUCCAGAACAUGAAGACGCUCAUCGACUUUUACUUGCAGGGCGAGUUCCACAGACACGUCCCAUACCUGGUGGACGGCCUGUGGGACGCGGCGCCCGCCCUGGUCCGGAACUGGGAGUGCAUGACGGCCCUGCUGCUGGAGCCACGUGGCGGGCGCCAAGCGCUGACGAGCCAGCAGGAGAGAGUCCUCAUCGAGAUCCUCGUGGCCGCCGUGCGACAGGCCGCAGAGGGCCACCCCCCUGCUGGCCGCGAACUGGGCAAGAGAGCUGCCAGGGAGGUGGACGGGACCCGCCGCUGGCGUGAGCGUGCCAGCAUGAGCCGACACUUUGUGAAGGUGCUGCCCCAGCUGCUGUCCAAGUUCGCCGCGGACAAGGAGAAGGUGACGCCCCUCCUGCAGAUUCCGCAGUACUGCAACCUGGACGUGUAUGACAAGGACGGCCUGGGCUCGUACCUGGACUCGGCCCUGCUGGAGCUGGACUGCCUCGUGCAGCGGCACUCGGACGUGGCGGUGCUGGAGGCCUGUGCCCGCGCCUACGGCGCCUACUGCUGCGAGGGGGGCACCGCCCACUGCCAGGCCGCCCCCGCCUGCAGCCGGCUGGUGGACAUGCUGGUGGACGCGCUGACGCCGCUGCUCGACGUGUUCCUCCAACACGAGAAACAAGGCCAGUUCCUGGGACACCAUGAGAUGGGUCGCAUCUGCUCGACGCUGCGGAGACUGGUGGCUUUCUACAGCACGCACGACCUCAGCAGCUGGAACCUGUACGAGAAGAUGGACAGUCUGCUGACCCUGCGCAGGCACCAGGGCAGCAUGCCCACCGAGGUCAUCCACUGUGCACUGCAGUGCACCUACUAUGCGCUCCUGUGGCAGAUUGUUGCAGCCACGGACCGGCUGCCGCCUCAGGACGCGCUCCUGGACUUGCGGAGGCGGCUGAUGAAGUUCUGCGUGGCCUGCCGCGUGUACCUGAGCCACCAGAGCAAGGUGCUGAGUGAGAAGGCCUUCAUCCUGCUGUGCGACCUGCUGCUCAUCCUGAGCCACCAGGGGCCCGAGGACACCGGCCUGGGGCUGCUCUUCUUUGUGCCUGACCACAUCCUGCAGGGCAAACUGCUGAGCUUCGUCAGGGAGCACGUGUUUCUGGAGGAGUCAGGGGCUGAAGGCCCCAGCAGAAUUUACAAGGAGGACGACGCGGACGAGCUCCACGAGCUGUUCCACCGGAGGAACAUGCUGGCCGUGUUCUGCAAGCUUGUCGUCUACAACGUGCUGGACCUGAGCGCGGCCGCCGAAAUCUACCAGUUCUAUCUGAAGCAUUACCAUCACUUUGGUGACAUCAUCAAGGAGACCAUGACCAGGACGAGACAGAAUGACAGGCUUCGCAACGCGCUGUCCCUGCUCCUGUGCCUGCAGCAGCUCUUUCAGAAGCACAUGGACACGUACGGUCUUAACUACGACCCCAUCGAGUUAAUCUGCGGCCCCUUCUACUCCAUCCGGCUGCUGGCUCGCCGCUUUGCGCUCACGCUCGGCUUUGACCGCGCCCGGGAAGCCGCCCACCUGAUCCAGAGGCGCGGGCUGGCCUACGCCUUCUCCGAGGCCCCGGUGGCAGAAGCGGAGGGGGGCCGCCAGCGCUACCCAAACCUCUGCUUCCUGCUCCUGCUGGCCGAGUUCUCCUGCAAGAUCCCCCCGGCCGAGCGCGGGACCGCACUCGCUCACUUCCAGGACUCCAUACCCGAGGGCGUACCUAGCUUUGGGGAAGGGGAUAUGAACCCCCUGCUCGUGUACCGCAAGUCCCUGAUGAAGACGGACUACGUGCCCCAGACCGAGGAGGAGGAGGAGCCGGCCGCCAACCCGUUCGAUGCCAUCUGCAAAGAGAGCAAGCGGCCGCAAGAGCUGCCCGCAGCCACCGGCUCCUCCUGGACACCAGACACGUUGGCCAGCUCCUCCGCGGGGGACCGAGAGCCGAGGACCCCGUCCAGGGGCCGCAAGUCCAAGCGGGACAUCUUUGACGUUGACUUCCUGUCGUCAGAGGAUUCGGGACAACUCUUCCAACGAAGACGUGGACGUGGAGGGCAUCUCUGUGCAGGGAGGAUCCGACUGAAGAGGAAACCCCCCACCCCGUGAUGAGCUCCCCCCUCCGUUGCUGUGUUCUGUCCCCCGUGGCUACCCACUCCUGGGGCUGGGGGGCCGGUCGCCUCCGAGUACGGCCGACCCGGGCCCUCCAGGUCUCUAGGCAAUGACAGCGACCCCUGCCAUUUGCACCCGUGGAUCCGAACCCCUUCUGUGGGGAGAGGGCUGUGUGACCGCUGACCGGGACCUUGGGAUGCCCACCCAGGUGCCUACCAGCUGGCAGCUUUCUCUCCGGGCGACUGCUGUGCUUGGCUGGACGGUUCCAGAACCAGCUGUGUUCUCCGCCGUGGAGCAUGGUGCUGGGUCCCUCGUCCUCGCGGUCCUACGUGCGGCGGCUCUGGGUGGGCCGCCGGCUGUUCCUGUCACAGCCCAGGGCCUGGCUGUGGGCGUUUUGUGACAGCUGGAGCUGUGGGCCAGCUGUGGGGCAGGGAGGGCCCCGGAGAGGCUGUAGUCUGGUCAGCACGGGGACGCUCCAGACAGAUCGGCUGCGCGGACUUGGGGCAGGGGCCUGGGCUGGAUGCUUUUGGGUCACCCUCCCCCGGACAUGCAGGGUGGGGCCUUCUGCCCUUCAAAUCUCGUGUUGGUGCCAAACCACAGAUCCUUCUCGGCCACUGUGUAGAGGGGCACGGCCCCCCGCGCAUCCUGCACGGAGAACCAGCGCCCCCCCCCCCCCCCCCCCCCCCCCACCCCCCCCGCGUGUGUGCGUUGGACCCUGGCCUGGGGGUUGGCUGCCUGGGUGGGACGUCUCGUCCCCCCACCCCUCUGGUCCUGUCCCCUCUCCUCCGUCCCAGUUCUGUCCCCAGGACUUGGGAAGCUGCUGUAGGAAAGCGCUACC
Messenger RNA from Neofelis nebulosa (Clouded leopard), 4926 nucleotides. Its product is annotated as cohesin subunit SA-2-like. Gene Ontology annotation, cellular component: chromatin; cohesin complex; nucleus. Gene Ontology annotation, molecular function: chromatin binding. The record is from RefSeq and is a predicted model, not a curated record. The coding region runs from base 288 to 4085 and encodes 1265 amino acids. Gene Ontology annotation, biological process: sister chromatid cohesion. NCBI's taxonomy places the organism in Eukaryota, Metazoa, Chordata, Mammalia, Carnivora, Felidae. The transcript is spliced from 34 exons.